Molecule: messenger RNA, 345 nt
Organism: Uncinocarpus reesii 1704
Lineage: Eukaryota; Fungi; Ascomycota; Eurotiomycetes; Onygenales; Onygenaceae
Product: transcription initiation factor IIA gamma chain
Exons: 3
Coding region: 1-345 (114 amino acids)
Biological process (GO): transcription initiation at RNA polymerase II promoter; RNA polymerase II preinitiation complex assembly
Cellular component (GO): transcription factor TFIIA complex
Molecular function (GO): TBP-class protein binding; RNA polymerase II general transcription initiation factor activity
Source: RefSeq, a predicted model, not a curated record
AUGAGCGCCCAGGCAUAUUACGAGCUCUAUCGGGGCAGCAGUAUCGGCCUGUCUCUGACCGACACGCUGGAUGACCUGAUCAAUGAGGGGCGAAUUGAACCUCAGCUUGCCAUGAAGAUCCUCUCGAAUUUUGACCGGGUCAUUACGGAGGUGCUGGCGGACAAGGUGAAGGCAAAGCUGUCGUUCAAGGCAAGUCUCGGCCACCUGGAUACGUAUCGGUUCUGCGAUGAAGUCUGGACGUUUCUCAUCAAGGAUGCGACGUUCAAGCUGGAUAAUCAGACCACAGUCCAUGCAGACAAGAUUAAAAUCGUAAGCUGCAAUAGCAAACGGCCUGGCGAGACUUGA